This is a messenger RNA of Stylophora pistillata, 1904 nucleotides long. RefSeq names its product coenzyme Q-binding protein COQ10 homolog B, mitochondrial. Lineage: Eukaryota; Metazoa; Cnidaria; Anthozoa; Scleractinia; Pocilloporidae. Gene Ontology annotation, biological process: cellular respiration. The record is from RefSeq and is a predicted model, not a curated record. Gene Ontology annotation, cellular component: mitochondrion. Gene Ontology annotation, molecular function: ubiquinone binding.
UUUUGCAAGAUGGCAGCGGUGGGGAUUCAAAGGUCCUUACCGCUUUUUCGACGCUAUAGAGGUAUUUGGCAAGUCAACAGGUCCUUGAGUAUGUGUUGUUGCCGGCUUUCGCCCGGUAUUGAAGUGGUUUCGAGGAGGAGGACAAAUAGUGAUCGAGAAGAGAACAAGCACAAUUUAAAUGUCAUCCCAAGGAGAACGUUGAUAGGAUCUAUGAUUCCGAAUCCCCUCAGUACGUCGCGGAGGAAAAAGUAUUCCGAGAGGAGAUUGCUUGGUUACUCAAUGGAAGAUAUGUAUGCAGUGGUAUCAGAUGUAGAGGAUUAUAAACACUUUGUCCCAUGGUGUAGGGACUCAGCAAUUGUGGCCAGAAAACCAGGCUUCCUUAAAGCCAAACUAGCUGUUGGUUUCCCACCUGUAAUUGAGAAGUACACAUCUGUUGUAUCUUUGGUCCCACCAAACCUAGUGAAGGCAGAGUGUACAGAUGGUGAGAUGUUCAAUUAUAUGAAGACUGUUUGGAAAUUUAGCCAAGGUUUACCUGGAAAUCCUAAUACUUGUACACUGGACUUUUAUGUUGAGUUUGAGUUUCGUUCAAUUCUCCAUUCUCAGCUUUCAACCAUGUUUUUUGAUGAAGUAGUGAAGAAAAUGGUGAAGGCAUUUGAAAAGCGGUGUUACUAUCUGUAUGGCCCUGGCCACCUGCAUAAUAACAAAUCUAGACCAGUACCAGCAGGAGCAAGAUAACAGAAGGCAUAUGAGAGGUUCUCACAGUUCACUAAGAUAGCUUAUUUAGGCCUUGUAUGGUAUUAAUAAGUAUUAUUAUUUACAAAAUUAAUAAUGUUUUCAAUUUGGGAUGUAAAUCAAACAUAUUAUCAAUUUCUGGAAAAAAAUUGGCAUUUGGUAUAUUUUCGACAACUGUUCGUGAAAGUAUCACUGGAACCACAGGAUCAUAAAAGUUAUAUUUUGCUUGCAAUACAAUAUUUGAGUUGAUACAAUGUUAUGAUGUGAAAUAAUGAUUUGAGAUAUGAAUAGUUUCCAUCAGAACCUUUUAGCCAAUCAUAUUUUAUGUGCCAUUUUACUUUGAGGGCUAAUUACUGUAGCUGAUUAUUUUUCUAUUUAUUUAGUAUCACCAUAGCAAUUGUUAGUUAUCAAUAAGUCACUGUCUUUUCAUGGUCUGUUUUGUAUUAAAUCUGAGAACUGUUUGUUUAAGACCUAAAAGGAUCUGUAAAUGACCUCUUGGAGCCAAAGUUGGAAAAUAGAAAAUAUUCUUAAAUGACUGAACUGAUCAUCGCAAUUAUUCUUGAUCUGCAAACCUGAUUUUUCUAUGGCAUCAUGCAACAUUUCUAUCUGAGUUAAUGUGCAUUGGAUAACAACCAAAUACUGUUGUUGUUCAUAAUGUUAAAAAAGUGUAAAAAAUAUUUUCUGAAUUUUUUCUUUGCCUAGUCUUGUGGCUUAUAAGUCUUGAAGUGUGAAGGUGUUUUAAGUAUAGAACACUAAGUAGCUAUUUUACACUUAACAAAGAAAAAUGCAUUUUUUGGGUUGGGUUGCGAGUGAUAUAGACAUAUAUCCAUGGUGAAAUCUCCUGUUUUUAAUAUUACUAUUAUUAUUUUUAAUACUGAUAAUAAUGAUAUUUAAUAAUAUUAGUAUUAUUAAUUCCUAUGAUGAAAUGUUACUCUGCUGUACUGUAGCUAUUGAAUAAGGUUCAUAUAUGUGAUUUUGAAUGAGGAUAAUAUUAUGAUAUUUACAUUGCAAGAAAGGGACCUAUUUAUAGUAGCAAUGUGUGGUGCUCUGUUUAUAAGAAGAAUGAUGUAAUCAUGUGUUAAUGCCAAGGUGUAAUAUGUAUGAAAUAGUGUGUGGACAUUUUGUACCCAAAGUAAUAAUCAUUUGCUCCGACGAAGGGCUAACGCUUGAAA